Molecule: messenger RNA, 892 nt
Organism: Drosophila sulfurigaster albostrigata
Lineage: Eukaryota; Metazoa; Arthropoda; Insecta; Diptera; Drosophilidae
Product: MRN complex-interacting protein
Exons: 2
Coding region: 70-702 (210 amino acids)
Biological process (GO): mitotic G2 DNA damage checkpoint signaling
Cellular component (GO): nucleus
Molecular function (GO): chromatin binding
Source: RefSeq, a predicted model, not a curated record
UGAAAGUUGUAAACUGCGGUCACUCUGUUUCUUGUUUGUUUUUGAAAUUUGAGUAAUCUUGCUGUUGCGAUGUCUCAGCAAAUCCGCGUUUUGCAAUGCAAAGAAUGUGAUUUAUACCAGGUGGACAUUGUUAAAAAGUCCAACAAGUGGGACUGCAAAGUUUGCCGCCAAAAGCAAGUUGUACUUCGUGAAUUCUUUCGAGGAACUGGAGCCGAAUGUCGCCUGAAAGUGCAGGAACUAAAUCUGGAGCAUGGACAGAAACGCCAUGCCCAACGUCAGAUAUUAGAUGCGCAGGAUGUUGGUCUCGAUACUGAAGUGUUGCCAGCCCAGCGAACAAGUAAAUGGGCUGCUUUUGUGGAUAAGCCGACAGAACAAGCAUCAAGAAAUGAUUCUCUACCAUCACAAUCAGUUAAGCGACCAAGUAAAUGGGCUGCCUACGUGGAUGAGUCAACAAAUCAAGUACCAAAGGUUGACAGACGUACAAAUAAUAAACUCACCAAAGGAUCUAGUAAAUGGGCUGCCUUUGUUGAUGAACAAGAGGCAUCAAAGAUGCAACGGAAGUCUUCAGUAAUAAGCCUGGACUCUGAUGAAGUGGAGUUUUCCUUUGCGAAAAGCAGAUCAAGUGGUUCCAACAAACGCAGGUCCGAAGAUAAUUCCAGUGCCAACAUAAAGCCUUUUUCCAAAUGGCAAAAAUUCCUUUGAACUUUUCUUAAUCUUAUUUCCAAGUUAAGCAACCAAUAAAGUAUUGUUGUAUAGGUAUUUUUAUUAAAAUUGAUUUGUUUUUAUAAUAUUUGAAACGCGUAAUGGAAGCCGUUGAGUACAUAUUUGAUGUGUAUAGAGAAUCAACGCUUCCAUCGGACUAAUCGAAUAUAAUUUUUCAUUUAAGAGUUCU